AUGAACUAUUCAGCAAAUGAUCCCGAUGAUUUGGUACGAAAAAAAAUUGAUCUCAAUCAUAUUACAAAUAUGAGUUAUCAAAUGCAUGUACCUGAUUCAAUUACAGUUGGUCCUAGUCGAUCAUCUGUACCUCGUCUUCAUAUAGACGAUGAUCGAUUACCUGUUCGUAUGGAAGUACCAAAUAGUAUUCGACUUGGUAAUCAUUCCAAUACUGAAAUAUCUACUGGUACUGAUUUUUCAAAAACUAAUGAUCCUUAUCAUUCAUCAGGUUCAAUUACACAAGAAAAUGCAUCUCAUCCAUUAGAUGUUGAACCAUUAAGUGAUGAUGAUUAUACAACAAUUGAUAAACCUAAUUCUCAUCAACCAAUUAAAAUGACUGAUUCAUGGAAUCUUGUACCAUAUUCUGAACUUGAUGAUAAACAAAUAUUAAAUAAAUUUCAAUUACUUCAAAAUCGUAUAAAUAUUAUUGAACGAACAUUGGCAAGACGAGAUUUUCGUGAUCGAUUUGUUUAUACUUUAGUUAUUGGUUAUAUUCUUCUACAAGCUUUAUUUUCUGUUCGUCGUUCAAUACUUAAUUAA
Rotaria sp. Silwood1 is the source of this 579-nucleotide messenger RNA. The record is from the annotation of a GenBank genome assembly. Lineage: Eukaryota; Metazoa; Rotifera; Eurotatoria; Philodinida; Philodinidae.